This is a messenger RNA of Neolamprologus brichardi, 3021 nucleotides long. Lineage: Eukaryota; Metazoa; Chordata; Actinopteri; Cichliformes; Cichlidae. The record is from RefSeq and is a predicted model, not a curated record.
UACCACACUGAGUGGGCACAUUUCCGUGAGUGUCGUCUUGAGGUCCAUGUAGUCAUACCUGCGUAUCUCUGUUUAGCAGAAUGGCGUUUUACACUGUGAGGUGGGGUCUUCUUUUAGCCUUGAAGUAAUACCAUAGAUGUCGGACAAUAGUAUAUUUGAACAGCGAAAGGCUUCACGUGCAUAUUGAGAUAGUUAGCUUGUUACGCUACGUGGCUAACAUUUGGCCGCUUAUGUGAAGAAUGAAGACCGCUAACGGCAACACGAGUGUCAUGGACAUGUUUGAAAAGGGAAAAGUACUGAAAAUUUGUGCCCCAAUGGUUCGAUACUCAAAGCUUGCUUUCAGGUCCUUGGUUAGGAAGUACAACUGCGAUAUCUGCUUCACUCCAAUGAUCGUUGCAGCUGACUUCUUGCGCUCAAUCAAAGCCAGAGACAGUGAAUUCACUACUAAUGAACGUGACCGACCUCUGAUAGUGCAGUUUGCUGCCCAUGAUGCUCAGAGUCUGGCUGAUGCAGCCUGUGCAGUGGCACCUUUCUCAGAUGGAGUUGACCUCAACUGCGGCUGCCCCCAGAGGUGGGCUAUGUCAGCUGGGUAUGGUGCAUGCCUCAUUAACAAGCCUGAACUUGUUAAAGACAUGGUGAGACACGUCAGAAAUCAAGUGGACAAUCCAAACUACACAGCAUCAAUUAAAAUAAGAAUUCACAAGGACCUAAGGCAGACAGUGGAUCUAUGUCAAAAGGCUGAAUCAGCCGGUGUGUCAUGGAUAACAGUCCAUGGUCGUACAACAGAAGAACGCCACCAACCAGUCCAUUACGAUGCUAUAAAGACAAUUAAAGACAGUGUUUCUGUCCCUGUCAUUGCCAACGGCGACAUAAAGUAUCUCCGGGAUGUGGAGUUGACCCACGAGCUCACUGGUGUUGAUGGUGUCAUGGCUGCACGUGGGUUACUUGCUAACCCUGCCAUGUUUGCUGGCUAUGAGGACACUCCUUUGCAGUGUAUAUGGGACUGGGUGGACAUAUCUGUUGAACAGGGCACUCCGUUCACAUGCUUCCACCAUCAUCUUAUCUACAUGCUGGAGAGGGUUAGCUCGCAGCCGGAGAGAAAAGUGUUCAAUUCUCUGUCCAGUACUUCAGCUGUAAUAGAUUACCUCCAGAAUACAUAUGGAUCACCAUCAGCAAAGAUGACGUUGCAGUGGACUGCUGUGGCUCUCUUUCUCUAUGUGGAAAUUGGCGUCAUUGUCAUCCUCUGUUUACCCUUUAUCUCUGCCAGGAGAUGGCAGAGCAUUUUCCAACUGAGGAUCUGGAGUUGGAUGUCGAGAUUCUGGAAUAAAGUGUUUCUCACCAUGAUCAUAAUACUCAUUGUUCUCUUCCUCGAUGCUGUCCGUGAAGUGAGAAAGUAUUCAUCUAAAGAGCACGGCGCCGAUGCCAAGCUGCAACCAAAUAUGUUCGACCACUUGCACAUGAAGCUUUUUAGAGCCCAGAGGAAUCUGUACAUCUCUGGUUUUGCCGUCUUCCUGUGGCUCGUUAUGAAGCGACUGAUCACUCUGAUUAAUCAGCUAGCGUCAGCGUCUGGGACUACGGCUGCUCUUCAAGCACAGGCUGAGAAUGCUAACCAGACUGCUGAGAAAUACAUGAAAGACAAUGAACUGUUGAAACAGACUCUGAUGGAAGGGCGGGGUGAUAGGGCUACUGCUGAGGGCAUGGACCUGCUAAGGAAUGAAGUAGAGAAACUGAAAGAAGAACUGAAGACUUCUGGAGACGGUCUGAAGAAGUCUCAUUCAGAGGCAGAUGUAAUGAAGAAACAGAUGGAGGGCCUCGCCAGGGAGUAUGACAGGCUGUUGAAAGAACACCAGGAGCUCCAGAAUCUGCAAGACAGUGGAAAUAAAAAGGAAGAUUAGAUGAAAAGUUAAAGGUUAAAGUGUUUACUUAGCUCAGUCACAGACAAUUGCACCACAUGCUUUACCAUCUGUAACACCGUGUGUCGUAGUAUUUAAUUACAAAUUAAAGACCGGCUCAUCUGAGGAACAUGCUUUCGGCUGGUAGCAGCAAUGGUUUCAAAAGACUUAAACCUUUAUUAGAGCACGAGACUGGCUUAAAUGGAAUGAGUAAUAUCUGUUUCUGCCUGGUGCAGCCUGACUAAGAGGAUUUUCUUUUUCAAGGGUGCGCUAUCGGGCAGAUUAAUUGUGCAAAGCAAUUGGAGUUCAGUUAGUAAGUGACUCAGGACUGAUCACAGAGCACUUAAUAUAUCAAAUAUCAAACAAAAUGAGUGUUUUCUGUCUCAUUUGUUUUUGCCACUUUGCACAAGAUAUGGGGAAAGUUGAGGCGAUCUAUAAAUGUGGUGAAAUGGUUAGAAAAAUAUUUUUAUGCUAAAGGUUUUCUCUUGUUUUUGUGCAGCCACUUGCAGCUUAACUUUAGUAUGCAAAUACAGACUGCAUGUACAGAUGCACUGAGAUAAAUGAGCUUCACUUUUGUUUUGCGGUAUUUCAGCCGAUGUGCCAGAUGUUAUACCUGUACAGCUAUAAUGGAUGACAGUAGUUAGAGGUUUUAGCCAGUAUCUGUUUGUUUUUGUGUCUGUGUUUAGUUUUUUUUCCUUUAAUUUGAAGUUGUAAAAAGAUCUGGCACAUAAAGUAAAACUUUUUUUUUUUUUAAGUCAUAGUUAGGUUUUUGUCUGGAUGUUCUUCACAUGCUCAAUUUUGUGUUAAGGUGCACAGUUUGCUGGGAUUCAUAUUUUAUGUCACAAAAAAAGAUUGUCUUUGUUUUUUUUUUAAUAUAUAUUUUUUGUAUAUCUUUUAAUUAUCCAAACAAAACAAAUCCAUGUCACUGUGAAACAGGACCUGCGAUUGUCAUCACCACAUAUUUAAAUGUUUGCUUUUUAUUAGUGAUUUACCAUUGUUCAUUUUCCCGGUAAUAUAAAUACAUGUUCAUGUUGCGCUCUGCUGUUUGGACGUAAAAAUCAGAUUUAAGUGCCUUUCCAGUGGACGUAGAAAGCAGAAUUUUCUUUAAUAAAGGUUCUUUUUUCCUGCA